Messenger RNA from Knipowitschia caucasica, 291 nucleotides. NCBI's taxonomy places the organism in Eukaryota, Metazoa, Chordata, Actinopteri, Gobiiformes, Gobiidae. The record is from the annotation of a GenBank genome assembly.
AUGUGGAUUCACAAUGCUCUGUCAACACAUGUUCCUUCCUUUGAUGCUGAGGUGGGUCAGAGCCGCGGCCCCUCCUCCAUCCCACGACCCGUCACCUCUCGGAGCUGGGAUGGACUCACGGAGCGCUCUUUUCUGACGCGCGCUCUGAAGCGGCGGCACGUGGACGCUCAUGCCGGGAUGGACUUUCAUGUGUCUGCAGAGCUGCAUCACUCAAUCCUACACAGUGGCUUUUGUAAAAGUGCAUCAACAGUGGAACUGAAGAGGCAGAGCCAGUGGACCCUCCAACUAUAG